CGUGGGUGUUGUGUAAUUAGAAAUUGUUACUACUCUAUUAGACUAUUCAAAUGUCAACUUUUCAAGGUGCACUUGAUGAAUUUUGAAACUCACCACAAAAUGGUCGGUAUAACGGCUUCUCCGAUUCAAUCGUUUCGGGUUACCAUGACCGUAGAUUAGCCUCUCUUGAGAAAGCCUCAGCACAAUUGUAGCUAUCUCCUUUCCUUAUAAAAUCAUAAACCUCCUCUUUUUGGCCUCAAUCCAAUUCUCUUUGCAUCUCUACCAGAGUUUCGUCGCCAACAGUUUGCGGUGGAAUGGCAUGGAGAUAUGUCGGCUCAACAUUUCUGAGGCUGGAAUCACGUCUUUCUUGCAUAUGAUAUUACAAAAUCUAAAUGGCUCUGCCUAUAAUCAAAGUGGUACGGAAUUAUAAUCCUAUUAUAUUAUACUUUUCCUUCUAAACGUUGUAUAAUUAUGAACACUAUGAUUGUCACCUUUUAUUUUGGUGGUGUGGUGUUAUAACUUUCUAAACUCCAGUGCACAUAUUUUCAGAAUAUACUGUUUCCGUUUUGGGAAAUGCGACAAAUGUGAUUCAACAAUGGUUGUAUAUUAUUUUACAAGUCUUACUCAUUAUUUUGUUUUUGGCUUCUUUUGUUUCGAGGACCAUACUGCUGGCAUUGCUAACUAACAAAGUCCCAUUGCUUGUAUAAUUAUAUGAAAUUUGGAUUCUGCUGGCAGGUCUCCUCAUCUUCUGGUAUCUUGUAAGAUAGAUACUGUUCAUAGAAUUUCUUGAAAAUUGGACUCUAAAGGAAAGCAAACACUUAGCUUUUGAAUCAAAUGUGAGAAUGGGGAGAGCAAAAUUAAAACUGCAUAAGUUGGAUGGUAGCAACCGCAUAGGAGUAUACUCAAGGCGAAAGAAGGGACUCUUGAAGAAAGCUAAUGAGCUGUCAGUGUUGUGUGACAUUGACAUCUUUCUUGCCAUGUUUUCACCAGGUGGAAAGCCUAGUGUAUACAAGUCAGAUAACAGUAGCUUUGAGGACAUGAUUACCACCAAGUUUGCCGAAGUAAAUCCAGAAGAAAGGGCAAAAAGGAAGAUGGAGUGUCUCGAUACAAUAAAGAAAGCUUGCAAGAAGUAUGAUCAUGAUGUAGACAUAGGAGAGCAGCUUUGUCCUGGGGAUUUGACAACGGCGGAUAUCAAUUUUCUCUCACAGUCAUUAAGAAUUCGACUUUCAGACAUUGAGGGUAGACUCAGGCUAUGGAAGAAUCUUGACAAGAUUGACAGUAUUCAACAACUUAGGAAAUUGGAGAACUCAAUAUCAAAAUCUCUUAACGAAAUCGCGAAACAUAAGUGUGGGAUGGGUUCAUUAAUUUUUGGUGCUGGGCAAGAUUUUCAGCCUUCUUCAGCCCGACAUGGGAUGGAUUCACCUUUGAACUUUGAUGCUAGGAAAGAGCUCCAUCCAUGUUCAUCAGUCCAUGCUUGUGAUAGUGAAAAUAUUGAUGUAAAUGAAGGCAUGAAUUCAUUCGAUUCAUCUUUACUUUGUGAUACUGGGCAAGACUUCCAGACUACUUCACUGAUGCAGCAUGGGAUGAAUUUGGGGCAAGAGCUCUAUCAAUGUUCAUCAGUCCACGGUGGUAAUAGUGAAAAUAUGGAUGUAUACGAGGACUUAAAUUCAUUUCCACUAGAGUAUUUGGAGGAAUCAUCUUUUUCUUUUGAGAGCUACACAAAUCUUGUUUGCAACAAAGAAAUUGAAGUCUCUAUGCCAGAAUCCGUAAAUUUUGUACCUGAUGAAAUAUUUCUAGAUUGUGAAGUAAAUCAGGAAGAUAUUGUAACAGAUUUUGGAUUUACCUUUGAUGUGCCACAACUAGAACAGACGGAUGACCAGGGAAAUGCUUUUGACUAUAACAUCAACAAGGGUUCCAGACUUCCUCAUUCUGAUCUUGUUAACAUCCACGAUAGUUCAAAAUCAGCAUCUGGUACUUGUGAAAAGAUGAUAUUAGCCAAAUCUCUACACUUUCUGUAUGGGAUGGAUUCAUCAAGUUCUGAUGCUGGAGAAGAGUUUUCAACUGCUUCCUCAAUCAAGCAUGGGAUAAAUUUAUCUUCAACCCAACUCGAUGCAGGCUUAUCUGUCAAUGGUGGUGAUAGUGAAAAUAUGGACGAUUACGAGGAUCUUAAUGCAUUUGAUUCAUGUUUAAAAUUUGAUGAUGAGCACGAAUUUCAGUCUUCAUCAUCAAUUGGCCAUUAUAGUAUGAAUUCACCUGUAAGUUUUGAUGCUGGGCAAGAGCUGCAUCGAUCUUCAUCAGUCAACGGAGGUGAUAGUGAAAGUAUUAAUGGAUACGGGGACCUAAAUUUGUUUGUACAAGGGUUUUUGGAUGAUCCAUCUUUAUCGAUCGAGAGCUGUACGGAUCUUGCUUGCAACCAUGAAGUUGAAAAUUAUAAGCCGGGAUAUGAAAAUUGUUCAGCGGAUAAAAUAUUUCUGGAUUGUCAAUUAAAUCAGGAAAAUAUUGAAAUGGCAUUCAAAUCUAAUCUUGAUUUGCCACUGGUAGAGCAAAUGGAUGUCCAGGAAAGCACUUUUGACUGUCUCAACAAAGGUUUUGGAUUUCCACUAUUAACAUCCAUCCUAGUGUAACUUGUGACAAUAUGACUAUCUCAACUUUCUUGGGAUAAUGCUCAAAUUCACAAACACAGAGAAUGGAAUGGAACGUGAUAACUUCGGUAAAGAUGUUGAUUUGAAAUAGCAACGUAAUAGCUUCAAAUGUUUCAUACGAAGGCUAUUUAAUACUAUAGCAACGUGGGAUUUGCAAUUUUAAGGGAGUACGGUGUAAUCUUUCUCAAGAGAAUCGACUCAGUCACAUUC
This is a messenger RNA of Nicotiana tabacum (common tobacco), 2831 nucleotides long. NCBI's taxonomy places the organism in Eukaryota, Viridiplantae, Streptophyta, Magnoliopsida, Solanales, Solanaceae. The record is from RefSeq and is a predicted model, not a curated record.